UUUUAUGUGCAUGAUACCAAACAAAACACUUGUUUCACACACGCUGUUUCUAACAUCGGUUUAAACUGAUCAAACUAUAGACGCUGCUUUUGUUUAAGUUUUUGAACAUGUAAAAACCCUUUUAGUAAUUUGGUAACAUAUUCAUUUAUGUAUAUUUCCAUGCAUACUUGUCGGAUUCACUUUAUUUUAUUGUUGUUUAACUUUAACAGAGCGCACUUCCUAGAACGGGGUAAUUUACAUGCACCAACCCCUCAGGCGGAUCUGAGCGCAGUGACGUUUCCAAAGCGGGCUGGACUCAGGGAGAAACUCAGAUGAUGGGGAUUAUACAGAGCAGUGUUGUGAGUGGUUUGUGCAAAGUGCGGCACCUCUGGCUGUCAGGUCUAUGCUCCUGCUGUGAAGGAUUGUCUGGAGAGCAUGGUCAUCGGGGAUUACAUCUGCGUAACGCUGCGUGGCGGUGCGCCCUGGGGAUUUAACCUGCGACAGGAAGAUGGAGACACCUACAGACCCUUUGUAAUUUCCCAGGUAGAAGAGGAAAGUCAUGCCUUCUCUGCUGGAGUGCAGGAAGGUGAUGAAGUGGUGUCAAUCAACGGAGAGCCUUGUGCUGAUCUCACCCUUCUCCGAGCCUUUGCUCUCAUCGAUACGUCAAUCGACAGUCUGCAGCUGCUUCUUAAACGAUACUGCUCUGAUCCCCCUGAAGACUAUGAGUCAGGAGAGACAUUCUGUGACCAGAGGGACUCUUCUGAUGAUGCUCUAGCGAGCACCACGCUACACAUUUUAUCUGCAACGCACAGGACCCAAAGCCCGAGGGAUCCGUCUAUAUCUGAGUCACAGGAUGAGGCCUACUUUGAAAAGUUGGACAGUGAUGCAGAUUUUCACAGGGGACCCCAUCUUCUUUGCACUGAGCUACAGUCUCCACUGUCUGAUGAUCAGCAUUGUCAAGAAUCUGAAUUUAAACACACAGAAGUACAGAGGUGCUUCUCCGCUGGGGAGAUGUUGGAACUGCAGGUUUCCCUGUCUGAGCAAACAUUAGAUGAUGGCGGCUGCACUUCUCUUGGAAGUGCUCGCGGGAUUGAGGGUGAAAUCUCCAACAGUAAAACUGUUGACGAGGUUCCUGCCUCUUCAGCAUCACAAAGCCAAAGCCAGCCCCAUUCUGUCAGAGAACCCCUUGGCCAGUAUGGGGUGGUGCUUAGCUCAGUGCCAGGGCAGGUGGAGGUCAUUUUGCAGCAGCCCUCAGGAUCAUCAGAAGGGAGGGGUACCCUGAAUGUGGGUGGCCCCGAGGUCAGUGGAAGCAUUGGAUCUCAAAGUGAAGGAGAAGGAGGAGGAGGGCAUUGUGACGGGGUUCCUAGGUCUUUUACUGUGUCAUUUGGAAUUCCCGCAGAAGAGGAAACAGCAGAAGUCGAUCAGGAAUCUGACUCUGAGGGUGAUCAAGACAAACCUAAUAGACAUCACGCAAGACAUUCUAGGCUCAGGCGUAGCGAGAGUCUGUCUGAGAAGCAGGUGAAAGAGGCCAAAUCCAAAUGUAAACGUAUUGCUACCCUUCUUACGGCUGCUCCGCCCAACCCCAACAACAAGGGUGUGUUGAUGUUCAAGAAACAUCGGCAGAGGGCCAAAAAGUACACACUAGUGAGCUACGGUACAGGAGAAGACGAAUCAGAGGACAGUGACGAAGAGGACGAGGAUAACAAAGACGAUAAACAAGAAACACAUACACUUGCAUUUACACUUGUGGCACCGAAAGAUUCUGAAAUAGAAAAGCAUCUCCUCACUAAUUCUCAUUGUACUAAAGGUCUGCUGACCAUCAACUGGGACAAAGGACUUCUUGAGAUCGAAAGGCACCUCAACAAUCAAACCGAAAUGGAAUGUUUGCCCGAAAGCCAGGGCAAGGGUGCCCUGAUGUUUGCUCAACGGCGCCAGCGAAUGGAGGAAAUCUCUGCUGAACAUGACGAGCUGAGGCGUCAGGGGAUUCCAGUAGAGGGAGUGAAGCAGAUUGAAAAGAAAAUAGCAGAGCACUCCUAUAUGCAGUCUGGGGCAGAGGGACAUGCAUACAUGGAUGUAAAUAUGCACCAGCAAAGCCAGCAGCAGUACCAGCAGUACCAAGAACAACAGUACUAUAAGCAACAGGAAAGCUACAAAGAGCAACAGAGCUACCACCAGCAACAGCAGAGUUAUCAGCAGCAGCAGCAGCAGCAGCAGCAGAACUAUCAGCAGCAGCAACAAUAUGAACAACAGUAUCAGCAACAGCAACAUGAACAGCAGAAUUACCAACAACAGAUGUAUCAUCAGCAACAGGGAUAUCAAGAGCAACAGCAGUAUACUGCAAACAUCAAUGGCAACAUUCAACAUCAAAGCAGUGAAAUUCUGAGUUCUUUCACCAAUCGUACUGCAAAGCCUUUCUCAGUUGAAAACGUGGUGGCUACCCCGUAUUCCCCUGUAGUCAGUGGGACCAAUCAAGAAUCUGCAAGCCAAGGGGAGCAGAUAGCUUCACGUGAUGAGCGGAUUGCUACCCCAGCAAUUAAGACUGGCCUUCUUCAGGUUGCCGGAAGAAGAACUACCGGAAAGCCAAUGUUCACAUUUAAAGAAGCCCCAAAAGUUUCACCCAGCCCAGUACUGCUCAACCUUCUGAAUAGGAAGGAUAGGAAACUGGGUUUUGAGACAGGACCUGAAGAAGACUAUCUUAGUCUUGGAGCUGAAGCUUGUAAUUUUCUCCAAACCCCACACGUCAAACAGAAGAUCCCACCUCCUGUUGCUCCAAAGCCAAUGGUUAACCCAAAUUCUCUCCUUUGGUCACCACAGAUAGAAAUGAACAACCAGGACACAGCUCAGCAUGCUCAAAAUAGUGUAUGCACACCUGCUGUAGCCCCCACCAUAGACGCUACCCCUGCUCCAGAAGUAGAGCCAACCCCUGCACCUGCUCUUGAGCCCUCACCCCCCUCUGCCCCCCAGGAGGUUCCUGCCAGCAUUACAACAGAGGAGGAGCAGCAGCAAACAUGGGCACUCUCAGAGCAUGAAUCUAAACAACAGACUGUGCCAGUUGAAGCCCCUUUAGAAAAUGGCCAUCUGAAUCCUACUCAGCAUCCUGAGCCUGCCACGGUCACUACCUGGGCUCCCACUGAAUCACAGUCACAACAGCCACCAACCACACCAUGGCAUCAGAGUGCAGUGCAAUCUCAGGAAAUACCAUCAAUUGAUUCUCCAUCACAGCCAUCUUGGGUAGCACAGCAAACUUCACAUGCACAUGUACAGUCUCAUCUUGCUACUACCACGUGGACCCCUCAAAGGCAGCCAACCUGGAGUCAGCCUGAAGAGCAAGCACAAGUCCAGGCACAAGCUCACCCAUCCUGGACAUCACUUCCACAACCAUUAGUUCAGCCACCCAGGUCUCAAUCUCUGGAUCAACCUCAGCCUCAACCACAGGCUCAGCCACCCUGGACACAGUCUCAUGAGCAGCCCCAACUGCAGCAAAUGCAGCCAACUUGGGGACAGCCUCAAGAACCAGUGCAGCAGCAGGCCCAAGCCCCCUGGGCACAACCACAAAGAACAGAAUCUCCACAUCAGCCACCAUGGGUGCAGACACCUCAACAAAAACCCCAAGUACAGCCUCCCUGGGUUCGAGAGGCUCAACCAGAAUACCAGACACAACCGGCAUGGGUCCAGCCACCACAGCAACAAACUCCACAACAAGCAUGGCCCCAGGUCAAAGCCCCAGGUCAACCUCAACCGCCUUGGGAUUUGGCUCAAUCACAACAACCUUCAGUAAAUCCAUGGAACCCAUCCCCAGCUCAAUCUCAACCACCUUGGAUGCAUCCAUCCCAAGCACAGCCUCAAGUGCAGGCCACUUUAAAUCCAUGGACACCUGUACCUGCUCAGGCUGAAUCCCAACUAUGGUCCCAGCAACCUCCAGAACAGGGUCAGCACACCAUGCAGUCCUGGGCAGAAGAGCAAAAUCAGGCUCCUAGUCAACCAUGGGCUCAACCUGGUCCAGGACAACCUGUACCACAAUCCCACUGGCAAACACCCCUCUCAAGGCCUGAACCACAGCCUCCCAUGAAUACAGGCUGGCCUCCAGCUCCGUCACAGCCUCAGGCACCUGUGAAAGUCUGGGCACCAGAGCCAAAGCAAACACCAGUGACUGUUUCCUCUUUAACAGUUAACCCUCAUCCUUCACCGAAACCUUGGCAAGCACUGCAGAACACCCCAGAAAGCCGCAUCCCACCUCCCCCACCACAGAGAAUGCACUCUUUUACCAUUGGUCAAAGACUUUCAUCACCCAUAAACCCCAUGGCAACCACCUUAAACCCGUCAUCCGCAGGUCCUGCAUAUGAGAUGCCAGUCGUUAGAGGGAAGGGAGCUGACAUGUUUGCCAAGAGGCAGUCUCGCAUGGAGAAGUACGUUGUAGACUCUGAGACUGUGCAGGCCAACAAGGAGAGUCGAUCAGCAUCACCAGCUGCUUCCUUGCCAAAUGAGUGGAAGUAUACUCCCAAUGUACGUGCUCCACCCUCACGGGCAUUUAAUCCUAUACAGUCACCUUUUUAUCCCCCAGCAGCAUUAAAGCAGCCAUCUCCCAGUACUCCUACCACCAAGGACAAGAAAAAAGCUAAAGAGAAGCAGAUGGCUCCCGUUAAACAGCUGAAUGUUAUAGACGUGAUGAAGCAUCAACCAUAUCAACUCAGUUCUUCACUGUUUAUCUAUGGCCCAGCAGAGGAGUCUUCAAAGCCUCCUGCCCCUAAGCCAGAGAAUUUACCAUCUAACCAACCCAUUGAAAAUCAACCAAUCAGUUAUGAGCAAAUGGCGCCCAUGCAGCAAGCUGGACAGUUUAACUCCCCAUACCCCCAAGAGGGCUAUGGGAUGCCCAUGCAACCAAUGAUGCAUGAUAGCCAUUACCAGCAAAAUCCAGUUAAUAUUUAUGCACCCCCUAAUGCUUACCAGCAGCCUGCCAUUGGUUUGUACCAGCAGGCAUAUAACCAACAGUAUCAACAAGCCGCCCCACCUGCUUACCAUGGCCAAUCGGCCCAGUCUCCCAACCCUCCUUACCCACAAGCCCCACAGGUUUCCUACCAGCCAGCUAGCAGCCCUCCUUACCUUGCAGCUCCUUCAGUGCCCUAUCCGCAGCAGCCGCAGCAGCCCCAGCCUGCUAGUAGUUACAUUGCUCCCAGCUUUUCACUAGCUGCUCGACCUGAAUCAGCAUCAGGCAGCAACCCUGUCAGUGCACCUAAACCUAAGUUCAUGGCUAAAAAGAGUUCAGCUCAGGCACCUGGAAGAAGCUACUCACUUACUCCACCAGUCAGAAUUCCAUUCAAAGGCCAGAAGUCAGCAUCUACUGCUUCUUCUUCAAAUCCUCUAACUCAGUCCUCAACAACUCCUCUGCCGAGGCAGACAUCCUGGUUGGAGAAGGGACAUAAACCCCUUUCUCCCUGGGAGGCAGCCUCCAGACACCCCCUGGGCCUAGUGGAUGAGGCCUUUUCUCCUCGGAUCCUCCACCAGUCCCUUGCCUCAAAUAUCUGCUUGGCAGCCCAACGCAAGAUGCUGCCUGAGCCUCCAGCAGAGUGGAAGUCCAAGGUGUCUUACCAGGCCUCUCAGAAAAAAGGCAGCCAGACUUGGGGCUACGGUCAAAGCCACAGUCAGAGGAGGGCAUUUGUGUCACUAACAAAGACUCCAAACGUGAUCACCACUUCCGCCGACUGCGGUGAUUACAAUUCCCUGCCCAAACCCUGGCAGCCUCGGAGGCCUGCGACUGAGGCCUUCUCUGUGUCCCCCACUGAGUACAAGAGGCCCACAGGGAAGCAAACCUACAAGUCAGUGUACACCAGCAACACUUGGAGCUGCAGACGGUAGUAAACAGUUCCAACUUUGUAAUCAAAACACAUGCAAAUACAGCUUUAAGACCAUCACUAUCUAAACAGACCACAGAGUGAGUGUGUAGUGAACUAAUAGUAAACAUUAGGAAGGUUUGUUAGACUUCUAGCUGUAGUUCUUCUGAUGAUUUUUAUUUGUUUCAUAUUUAGCAAAAGAAAAUGGGGUAAAAUCUAAACAUUUUAAAUUUUAUUAAUUUGCUUUAUUUGAUGAUUUACUUUAUUAUAAAUAUUAUUAUUUAGUUUAUUCCAUUAUUAAACAUUCUAACACUAUUUGAAAAUAAGUGCUUUUUCAUUAUACCAGUCAAAUUGAUAUGUUAUUCUAGUGUAGAAUAGAAAAUACAAAUUCCAGAUUUAGAUUUUUCAAUUGCAUUUUUUUCUUAGAAAUAGAAAAAUGAAAAAAA
Messenger RNA from Cynoglossus semilaevis (tongue sole), 6253 nucleotides. It is a transcript of the gene synpo2a, whose product is annotated as synaptopodin 2a. Gene Ontology annotation, biological process: positive regulation of actin filament bundle assembly. The coding region runs from base 415 to 5832 and encodes 1805 amino acids. The record is from RefSeq and is a predicted model, not a curated record. Gene Ontology annotation, cellular component: Z disc; nucleus; actin cytoskeleton. Gene Ontology annotation, molecular function: actin binding. Lineage: Eukaryota; Metazoa; Chordata; Actinopteri; Pleuronectiformes; Cynoglossidae. The transcript has 5 exons.